GCCUGCCAGCGCCGGUCCUGCCAGUGCCAGGCCUGUCGUGUGUGCCAGGCCUACCCGGAGACCACCAUGGUGAAGCUGGUGUUGCCCAACCCGGGCCUGGACGACCGGGUCCCGUCCCUGGACCAGCUGGAGAUCAUCGAGCAGAAGGAGGCCAGCUCCCGGCCCAAGUGGGACAACAAAGCCCAGUACAUGCUCACCUGCGUGGGCUUCUGUGUGGGGCUGGGCAAUGUGUGGCGUUUCCCCUACCUGUGCCAGAGCCACGGAGGAGGGGCCUUCAUGAUCCCGUUCCUCAUCCUGCUGGUCCUGGAGGGUGCGCCUCUGCUGUACAUGGAGUUCGCCAUUGGCCAGCGGCUGCGCAGGGGCAGUGUGGGCGUGUGGAGCUCCAUAAAUCCAGCCCUGAAAGGCAUAGGAAUCGCCUCCAUGAUCGUGUCCUUCGUGGUGGGCUUGUACUACAACACCAUCAUCGCGUACAUCAUGUGGUACUUCUUCAACUCCUUCCAGGAGCCUCUGCCCUGGAGCCAGUGCCCCCUCAACCUGAACCACACAGGCCGCGUGGAUGAGUGCGCCCGGAGUUCCUCUGUGGACUACUUCUGGUACCGAGAGACCCUCAACAUCUCCACCUCCAUUGACGACUCGGGCUCCAUCCAGUGGUGGAUCCUGCUGAGCCUGACCUCUGCCUGGAGCGUGCUGUACGUGUGCAUCAUCCGCGGCAUCGAGACCACAGGCAAGGCCGUGUACAUCACCUCCACGCUGCCUUACGUGGUGCUGACCAUCUUCCUCAUCCGCGGCUUGACGCUGAAGGGGGCCACCAAUGGCCUUGUCUUCCUCUUCACACCCAACGUCACAGAACUGGCCAACCCCAACACCUGGCUGGACGCGGGCGCACAGGUCUUCUUUUCCUUCUCGUUGGCCUUUGGGGGCCUCAUCUCCUUCUCCAGCUACAACUCUGUGCACAACAACUUCGAGAAGGACUCUGUGAUCGUGUCCAUCAUCAAUGGCUUCACAUCUGUGUUUGCGGCCACCGUCAUCUACUCAGUCAUCGGAUUCCGGGCCACAGAGCGCUUUGACGACUGCUUCAAUGCGAACAUUCUGACCCUCAUUAACGGGUUCGACCUGUCGGAGGGCAGUGUGACCCAGGAGAACUUCGAGUCCAUGCAGCAGUGGUGCAACGCCACUAACCCUGCGGCCUACGCACAGCUCAGGUUUCAGACCUGUGACCUGAAUUCCUUCCUCUCUGAGGGUGUGGAGGGCACGGGCCUGGCCUUCAUCGUCUUCACGGAGGCCAUCACCAAGAUGCCCGUGGCGCCGCUGUGGUCGGUGCUCUUCUUCCUCAUGCUCUUCUGCCUGGGCCUCUCGUCCAUGUUCGGAAACAUGGAGGGCGUGGUGGUGCCACUGCAGGACCUCAACAUCGUUCCCAAAAAGUGGCCCAAAGAGCUAGUGACAGGCCUCGUCUGCCUGGGGACGUACCUCAUCGCCUUCAUCUUCACGCUGAGGUCUGGCCAGUACUGGCUGUCUCUUCUGGACCAGUAUGCCGCCUCCAUCCCCUUACUCAUCAUCGCCUUCUCUGAGAUGUUUUCUGUGGUCUACGUGUACGGCAUGGACAGGUUCAAUGGUGACAUCAAGUUCAUGAUCGGCCACAAGCCCAACCUCUUCUGGCAGGCCACCUGGAGGGUCAUCAGCCCACUGAUCAUGCUGGUUAUCUUCUUGUUCUUCUUCGUGAUCGAGAUCAACAAAAAGCUCUCCUACAUCGUGUGGGACCCUGACUACGAGGACUUCCCUAAGUCCCAGAGGAUCACGUAUCCGAACUGGGCCUACGCAGUCGUGGUCAUUGUGGCUGGGGUGCCCUGCCUCCUCAUCCCCUGCUUUGCCAUCUACACACUCCUCAGAAACCGUUGCCAGAAGCCAGGAGACCAGCAGGGGCUGGUCAGCAUGCCAUCCACAGCCUCGGUGAACGGGGACCUGAAGUGCUGAGUGUCCCGGACCACAGCAGGCAGCAGGUGGUGUGGGUGGAACCAGCCAGAGCCUUGGCGGGGGGCGGGGCUGCCAAGCCUGAGUACACACGCGUGUUGUUGCAGUGCAUGCUUACCAUUUGCUUAUGUGGAAGUUUUCACAUUUGCAUGUGUCUACGUGGUGCAGGUGGGUACCUGUGUAUGUAUGCACUGUGUAUGUAUUAGCAUGCACUGUGUCUGUUCUGCAUGUGUGUGUCUGUGUAUACACACACAUGUGUGUGCAUAAGUAUUUACAGGAGUGUGUCCAAAUGUUUGAAUACAGAUAUAUAUUUGCA
This is a messenger RNA of Dipodomys spectabilis (banner-tailed kangaroo rat), 2284 nucleotides long. RefSeq names its product solute carrier family 6 member 19 (gene Slc6a19). The record is from RefSeq and is a predicted model, not a curated record. Gene Ontology annotation, biological process: sodium ion transmembrane transport. The transcript has 12 exons. The coding region runs from base 67 to 1971 and encodes 634 amino acids. Gene Ontology annotation, cellular component: plasma membrane. NCBI's taxonomy places the organism in Eukaryota, Metazoa, Chordata, Mammalia, Rodentia, Heteromyidae.